Zea mays is the source of this 1966-nucleotide messenger RNA. RefSeq names its product mitogen-activated protein kinase kinase 10. Gene Ontology annotation, biological process: protein phosphorylation; MAPK cascade. Bases 236 to 1363 code for a protein of 375 amino acids. NCBI's taxonomy places the organism in Eukaryota, Viridiplantae, Streptophyta, Magnoliopsida, Poales, Poaceae. Gene Ontology annotation, molecular function: ATP binding; MAP kinase kinase activity. The transcript has a single exon. The record is from RefSeq and is a predicted model, not a curated record.
ACAGACCUUACCGUAAUUCCAGCAAUUUCCGUUACGCCUCAGCGCCUCAGAGGAGAGAAGCUUCCCUGCAUGGCUGCAUUACGGGCGAGGCGAGUGGUAUAGCUGGUAGGUAGUCCGUUACACCGCUCGCCUAAUCUUGCAACUCCUCUGACCUCUCUAACCGCCAUUCAGGACUCGGGGUAAACGCAAACCAGCAGCUACACUCUCGUCUCCCUCUCCUCCGAUCCAUUGUGACAUGCGGCUCCCCACCAAGGCACAACAACUUACAAUGUCAUUGGCAACGGCGAAGCUACGGGAGCGCACGCAGUUCAGGCUGUCCGUGCUGCCGCCGGCGUCGCCACCACCGUUCAUGUUCCAGGAGCACCCGUUCGGCGGCCUGCCGUCGUGUCCGCCCGGAUCGCCCGACCCCGUCAUCAACAACCUCACGGAGCUCGAGAGGGUGGGCGUCCUCGGCCAUGGCGCGGACGGUACGGUCUACAAGGCGCGGCACCGCCGCACGGGCGCGGAGCUUGUGGUCAAGUCGCUGCGCGUGCGCGGCGACGGCGGCGCCGCGCUCCGGGAAGCCGACGUGCACCUCCGCGUGGCCGCCGCGGCGCCCGACCACCCGCACGUCGUCCGCCUCCACGGGGUCUUCUCCGCGAACCCGGCCGCCUGCAGCGACCAGCAGCUCCUGCGCCUUGUCCUCGAGUACGUUCCUGGCGGCUCGCUCAGCGACGUGCUCCGGCGGCGCGGCCGCCUCCCGGAGGACGCCAUCGCGGGCGUGGCGCGCAACGUGCUCUGCGGCCUGCGCCACCUGCACCGCCUCGGCAUCGUUCACGGCGACGUCAAGCCGUCGAACCUCCUCGUCGGCCUCCACGGCGAGGUCAAGAUCGCCGACUUCGGCGCCAGCCUCCACGUCCCCAGCGGCGGCGGCGGCGCGCACCGAGCGGCCGGCGCCGAGGGGACGUGCGCGUACAUGAGCCCGGAGCGGCUGGACCCCGAAGGUUUCGGCGCGGCCUCGCCGUCGGGCGCUGCCGACCUCUCCAGCGACGUGUGGUCCCUUGGAGUGGUCCUCCUAGAAUGCCACAUGGGUAGGUUCCCGCUGGUGGCGGCUGGGGAGAGGCCGGAGUGGGCGGCUCUGGUGGUGGCCGUGUGCUUCGGGAGCGCGCCCGAGGUGCCUGUGACGGCGUCGUCGGAGUUCAGGGACUUCGUGCGGCGGUGCCUGGAGAAAGACUGGAGGAGGAGAGCCACGGUGGACGAACUUCUAGGCCACCCCUUCGUCGCGGGAGGGCCGCCAUGUUGCGCCACCACCACCACCACCAACGAGUGGCUAACCAACUUCCAUGACGAACUGAUGACAGUCGAACGCAAAGAACACUCCUGAUACAGAACUCAACGAACGUGGCAACGACGAGAAUAAAGACCUAAUGGUGAUCAACGGUCGAUGCAAAUCCAACUGAACAUGAGGCCAGCCAAGCGAACUUGAUCAGGUUUGGGAGCAUAAUUCAGAGGUGUCUGAAUCCCGCGGCAGAGCUGGUGAUCAGCUGCAGUUGCUUUGUGAGGCCGCAAAACGACUGGCUUCAUGAGCCGCCCGUGGUCGCACUCGCAGGUAAACAAAACAUGCAGUGGUUUGCAAACAGAUUUGGGUGAAUCAUCAGUCCUAGGCUGCGACUGCGACCUGCUCAAAGUUGAGCUCCAAGCGUCCAAUGGUACAACUUACCGUGUUCAUGUAUUUUUUUUCUUCAAUUCGAACGCGUACAAAAAGUAGAAUUGAACGCAUAUAAAAUUUUCAGUUCGCACGCUCACCAGCCGCCGCCGAUCGGCUAUGGGCGAGUUCUCUAAAACUUAUCGGAUUUUGCCCUGUUAUUUCAGCUGGGGAAUCGGAAUUCCUCCAUUCCUUGUGUGUGUGUUUUUGUUGAAUCACGGUUUAGGCUUUGCUUUGCUACAGGAUCCAUAAAUAACUAUAGACCGUCCAUCUAGAUGUCAA